Molecule: messenger RNA, 2789 nt
Organism: Microplitis demolitor
Lineage: Eukaryota; Metazoa; Arthropoda; Insecta; Hymenoptera; Braconidae
Product: baculoviral IAP repeat-containing protein 7-B
Exons: 3
Coding region: 537-1697 (386 amino acids)
Source: RefSeq, a predicted model, not a curated record
GUUGUCCUGGCAGCUGUUCUGCUGACUGGCUACGGCAUACAGUAUAGUAAAAUUAUAAACAACUAAAGUAAAGCUGAAGCUGAAGUUUAAAGUUAAACUAAAAAAGACUGUACUGAAUUUAAAUUCGCGUUCGCUCGCCGCCAUUACAUUUACCUUUUAAACAUUUAAUCUUAAAAGUUUAACUCUUGAGAACUCGUCGUACUGUGAAAUGUAAAAGUUCCUGGUGUUAAAACUCAACAGAUGAAGCCGUUUUAUUUUAUACAUUGAAAGCGUUUUAUUUUUUAAAAUAUCUGCAGCUUGUUAGCAGAUUUUUAUAAUCAUGUUUAUUUAUUGAUUUUAUUUUAUAUAUAUUUUAAAUAUUUAAAUUCAUUCCAUUUAUUAUUUUUAAAAAGUGUUUCUGGAUUUUUAAAAUUCAUUUAUUUAAAUAUUUAUCUUGGAACUUGGACAGUACAACAAAAAGGAUAACAAAAUUCAUAGUGUUUGAAUUAGUAAGAAAAGUUAAGCGGAUAUUACUAUUGUUGUUAUCAAGAGAAAAAAUGACGGACUACAUAAGAAAUAGCUUGAGAGAUAAUUUGCAAAAUUUGAAGCCGACGUCUAAUUUACGACUUCCGUCAAUUCAGCCGGCACCGUCGCAGUUAUCUAACAUAAAUAACCCGCCAGACGAAGUGGAUAAUCGCGAGUUUCCACGAGCUGAUUAUAGGAUUGAGUCUGUGAGACUGCAGAGUUAUGCGAAUUGGCCGUUGUCGUAUAUGGAGCCUGAAAAAUUAGCAGCUGCUGGAUUUUAUUACACGGGGGAGGGUGACAGUGUUAAAUGUUUCGAGUGCGGAGUCGUUAUAUGCCAGUGGGUUGAAGGAGAUAACCCGAUGUCUGAUCACCAGCGUUGGCAAUCAAACUGUCGAUUCGUACGUAAAUUACCCUGUGGUAAUGUACCUAUCGGUGUUGAUCCAAGUACAGUACCCUCAGUAAGUCCCCGAAGUCGUGACGUAUGUGGUCGUUACGGAGAUGAAUUCAGACCUGGCGCAUCGCCAGAUUUUCGUUCUGGCCAGACGGAAUUCCAGUUUCCCAGUACUGCUAAAUUGGGAAGUCUCAAUUUGGCCCAGCCUAAAGGACCAGCACAUCCGGAAUACGCGAGUUAUGACGCCAGACUCAAGAGCUUUGAAUCGUGGCCCAAGUCGAUGCCGCAAACUAAAGACAAUCUUGCUGAUGCUGGUUUUUACUACACGGGAACUGGAGACCAAACUCUUUGCUACCACUGCGGCGGUGGGUUGAAAGACUGGGAGCCCAAAGACGACCCGUGGACCCAACACGCAAAGUGGUUCAAAAAAUGUUACUAUGUUCUGAUGGUCAAGGGUCAAGCGUUCAUCAACAGUGUCAUCGGUCAACCCGUCGCCCCACCUUCUCGCGAGGAAACCAUGCAGAUGAAUCUGCCAAGUUACAUUGAAAAAGUGGAACAACCAGCCAGUGCUGCUGAAAAGCCCGAGGAAAAACCCGAAGAGAAAGCCGAAGUUGACGUUAAACCAGUCAACAAGAGUGCUGACGAUGCCAGAAUGUGCAAAAUUUGUUACAAUGAAGAGUUGGGGGUGGUAUUCCUACCCUGUGGACACAUGGUGGCUUGUACUAAGUGCGCGCCGGGUAUGACUUCCUGCGCGGUGUGUAGAGAACCCGUCAGUAUGACAGUUCGCGCUAUAAUAUCUUAGUACCUUACAUUAGCAUUAUUCAUUUAUUAUUUAGAUUUUAUUAAAUUAACAAACAAAAAAUCUAUAUAUAUAUAUAUAUUUACACAUCUAUAUAUAUUUAAAAUUAUAGUUCUGUAAAAUUAAAUGAUUGAAAUUUGAAAAAGAAAAUUAACAAAGUUAUUUAACGAAAUUUAAUAAAAAUAAUAAUAAAAUUAACGCGUGUUGAAUGACAUGACUCAUGGCGUUUCUCUCAUGUGGGUAAAAUUCUAUGCUGAUUUGAAAUGUAAUCUUCUUUUCAUAUGAAGAAAUGAUUAAUAAUAAUAUACAUGAGAAAAAUACUUGCUAACACAGAAUUGUUGAUGAGAUAAAAAAGUAUUACUAAGUUUAAAAGUAUUUACUUGGUAAUUAAGGUGUUGUAUAAAAUAGAAAAAAAAAGAAAAAUAUUUGCCAGAUGAGUUUAAAUUUAAAUGAAUAAAAUUAUAAAAAUUAAUUUUUUUGUUUAUUUGUUUUUGUGUUUGUAUAAUUUUCUUGUAAUUAAUUUAUCUAUUAAUUUUAAUCUAUUUAAUUUUUAUAAUUUUAUUUAUCAUUUGGCGUUGGCUGUUGCUGGGCAAUAGAAUUGUACCUACAUCAGAGUUUUGCUAUUUUUUAAUUAACUCGCAUUAUAAUUUAAAUUAAUGCGGAUAAAAGUUAUAAAUUUAAAAAAUUUGUUAAUAUUAAAAAUUGAUAAAAGAUAAAAAAAAGUAGCAAACUGACAUGACGUCUAGUCAUUGGAGUAUUACGCGAUUAAUAUUUAAUUCAUAUUUUUUUUUUUUUGGUUUUUUUUUCCCGGAGUUAAUUUUGCUUAAUCGUUAAAAAAUAAUAAAAAGGAAAUGAAAGUAGUCGUGAUUUAUUAAAAUUUGUACAUGUGAUUAUUAUUAUUUUGAAUUCGAUUAAUGUUGAAUUAACAAGCCGGAAAUGCCAUACAGUUUGAAAGUUUGAGAAAAUAAAAUUUAUGUCAUAAUUGAAAUGAAUAAAAUUAAAAUGCUAAUGAAAAUAAUGGAAAUAAAAAAUGUAAAGGUACUAGAUAUUGAAUAAUAAAUUAACAAUUUAUUUUGUUUAAAAUUUUUAUAUUUA